Molecule: messenger RNA, 6870 nt
Organism: Choloepus didactylus (southern two-toed sloth)
Lineage: Eukaryota; Metazoa; Chordata; Mammalia; Pilosa; Megalonychidae
Gene: DAGLA
Product: diacylglycerol lipase alpha
Exons: 20
Coding region: 1307-4465 (1052 amino acids)
Biological process (GO): lipid metabolic process
Cellular component (GO): postsynaptic membrane; dendrite membrane
Source: RefSeq, a predicted model, not a curated record
CAUGCGGCUAAUGGCUGGGGGAGCCCUGGUUUUCAGCCAGGCAGCCUGGAUCCAGAGCUGGGCCCCCCACCCCUCCCCGCUGCUCCUGGGGUUCUUCCCUGAGGGCCCUGCGCGUGGGCUGGAGGAGGGGGCAGGGUGCAGCCCCCGGGCCACCACGUGAUCUGGGUGGGCACCGGCCUUGACCGCGGCUGUUGGUCUCAGACUGGGGCCACUGUCCGCAGCCCUGCAGCCUCCCUGUGGGACCCAGUGCAGGGGAGAGGAGGGGCGGGGACCAGGGGCUCACGUGUGGGGCUCAGAGUGCGAGUUGGGAGGUGUUCCGUGAGUGGGCCUUGUGUUGGGGCAGCCUUAGCCAUUCUGGUCGCCAAGAGGUGAGCAGCAGGGGGUGAGGGGAGCCCCCUCCAGGGGACUGGGAUGAGGUAUACCUGAGAAUGACCUGUCCUAGGCUGUGGGCAGGGGCAGGGGCAGGCCAGGUGGGGUGGUGGGCUGGGACACGCCAGGCCCUUGCCCCCGGCCCCUGUUGGCAUUGCCCCUUCCCUGCUGCCCGGCCUGACUACAGCAGGGUGCAGGGAGCUAUAGCACCCGCUGCAACUGUGCUGGCCCAGACCUCCUGGUCCCCUGGCAGCCGCCCGAGCUGACCCUAGACGGGGAGGGGGCAGUGAAGGGUCAGCAGCCAUCACCAGCUGUUGGCAGCUCUGUCCUGCCCCAACCCGGCUGCCGCCCGAGGGCCCAGCCCCUCCCGCCCCAUCAGUUUGAACCUGAAGCUGGAGCUGCCAGCCACCUGUCACGGGCCCUCCUGGAGCCCUGGCUCCUGCAUCCCCACCCCCCACCCCCCAGCGGAUUCCCCUGCCCCUGGUCACCCCACCACCGCUGCUCCCUCACUCUCCAUCCUUCUCCCAGCUUCCCAGAAUCCGUGUUCCGACUCCUCCUCGGAGAGAGAGUGGGAUGAUGUCACUUCCUGAGGGUGGGGGGAGGAGUAGGCACGACCCCAGCAGGCUGGCCCGCCCCGCAGCUCGCCCAGAGUAGCCUGGUGGCGGCUGCACGAAGUGACUGUCCUGGGCAGAGGGAGGCAAGCUGGGCCAGACAUGCCGGCUGGCCCCCGGGCCCCACGUCCUCUUGUCCACCCCGGGAGCUGUGCCCAUCAGCCGAGGAAGACUUGGCCCCUUCCUUCCCCAAGUGAUGCUGGUCUCCGCGGACACACGUUUUCCCCGGAGCUGUCCCCCGUCCCCUGGGAGAGGAGGACCUGCUGCCUGCCCCUGGACCAGGAGGUGAGCGCCAGGCCCGCUGAGCCUCCGCAGAGCCGCCAGCCAUGCCCGGGAUCGUGGUGUUCCGGCGGCGCUGGUCUGUGGGCAGCGACGACCUUGUCCUGCCGGCCAUCUUUCUCUUCCUCCUGCACACCACCUGGUUCGUGAUCUUGUCCGUGGUGCUCUUUGGCCUGGUCUACAACCCCCACGAGGCCUGCUCCCUGAACCUGGUGGACCACGGCCGCGGCUACCUGGGUAUCCUGCUGAGCUGCAUGAUCGCCGAGAUGGCCAUCAUCUGGCUGAGCAUGCGUGGGGGCAUCCUCUACACAGAGCCCCGCGACUCCAUGCAGUACGUGCUCUACGUGCGCCUGGCCAGGCCUGCUCUCCUUGCAGCCAUCCUGGUGAUCGAGUUCAUCUACGCCAUCGUGGGCAUCGUCUGGCUCACUCAAUACUACACCUCCUGCCACGACCUCACUGCCAAGAACGUCACCCUCGGGAUGGUCGUCUGCAACUGGGUUGUCAUCCUCAGCGUCUGCAUCACCGUCCUCUGUGUCUUUGACCCCACGGGCCGCACCUUCGUCAAGCUGAGAGCCACCAAGAGGCGGCAGCGCAACUUGCGGACCUACAACCUGCGGCACCGCUUAGAGGAGGGUCAGGCCACCAGCUGGUCCCGCCGGCUCAAAGUGUUCCUCUGCUGCACGCGGACAAAGGACUCCCAGUCAGAUGCCUACUCAGAAAUCGCCUACCUCUUUGCCGAGUUUUUCCGGGACCUGGACAUCGUGCCGUCGGACAUCAUCGCUGGCCUGGUGCUGCUCCGGCAGCGGCAGCGGGCCAAGCGCAGUGCCGUGCUGGAUGAGGCAAACAACGACAUCCUGGCCUUCCUGUCUGGAAUGCCGGUGACCAGAAACACCAAAUAUCUGGACCUCAAGAACUCGCAAGAGAUGCUCCGCUACAAAGAGGUCUGCUACUACAUGCUCUUUGCCCUGGCCGCCUACGGGUGGCCCAUGUACCUGAUGCGGAAGCCCGCCUGCGGCCUCUGCCAGCUGGCACGGUCCUGCUCGUGCUGCCUGUGCCCGGCACGGCCCCGAUUCGCCCCUGGAGUCACCAUCGAGGAAGACAACUGCUGCGGCUGCAACGCCAUAGCCAUUCGGCGCCACUUCCUGGACGAGAACAUGACCGCGGUGGACAUUGUCUACACCUCCUGCCACGAUGCGGUCUACGAAACCCCCUUCUACGUGGCCGUGGACCAUGACAAGAAGAAGGUGGUGAUCAGCAUCCGGGGAACGCUGUCCCCCAAGGAUGCGCUGACUGACCUGACCGGCGAUGCUGAGCGCCUCCCCGUGGAGGGACACCACGGCACCUGGCUGGGACACAAGGGCAUGGUCCUCUCGGCUGAGUACAUCAAGAAGAAGCUGGAGCAGGAGAUGGUCCUGUCCCAGGCCUUUGGGCGAGACCUGGGCCGCGGAACCAAACACUACGGCCUGAUUGUGGUGGGCCACUCCCUGGGCGCGGGCACUGCUGCCAUCCUCUCCUUCCUCCUGCGCCCGCAGUACCCAACCCUCAAGUGCUUCGCUUACUCCCCGCCGGGGGGCCUGCUGAGUGAGGAUGCGAUGGAGUACUCUAAAGAAUUUGUGACGGCUGUGGUUCUGGGCAAAGACCUCGUCCCCAGGAUCGGCCUCUCCCAGCUGGAAGGCUUCCGCAGACAGCUCCUGGAUGUCCUGCAGCGGAGCACCAAGCCCAAAUGGCGAAUCAUCGUGGGGGCCACCAAGUGUAUCCCCAAGUCGGAGCUGCCUGAGGAGGUGGAGGUGACCACCCUGGCCAGCACGCGGCUCUGGACCCACCCCAGCGACCUGACCAUCGCCCUGUCAGCCAGCACCCCGCUGUACCCACCCGGCCGCAUCAUCCACGUGGUCCACAACCACCCCGCCGAGCAGUGCUGCUGCUGCGAGCAGGAGGAGCCCACGUACUUUGCCAUCUGGGGCGACAACAAGGCCUUCAACGAGGUGAUCAUCUCACCGGCCAUGCUGCACGAGCACCUCCCCUACGUGGUCAUGGAGGGGCUCAACAAGGUGCUGGAGAACUACAACAAGGGCAAAACCGCCCUGCUCUCUGCUGCCAAGGUCAUGGUGAGCCCCACCGAGGUGGACCUGACUCCCGAGCUCAUCUUCCAGCAGCAGCCACUGCCCACCGGGCCACCUAUGCCUGCCGGCCUGGCCGCGCAGCUCCCGAGCGCGGAACGCCGCAACAGCAGCGCCAGGAGCAAAUCCCAGUCUGAGAUGAGCCUGGAGGGCUUCUCAGAGGGGCGGCUGCUGUCUCCGGUGGCCGCGGCGGUGGCGGCCACCCGCCAGGACCCCGUGGAGCUGCUGCUGCUGUCCACCCAGGAGCGGCUGGCGGCGGAGCUGCAGGUGCGGCGGGCGCCACUGGCCACCAUGGAGAGCCUGUCGGACACGGAGUCGCUGUACAGCUUCGACUCGCGCCGCUCCUCGGGCUUCCGCAGCAUCCGCGGCUCGCCCAGCCUCCACGCCGUGCUGGAGCGCGACGAGGGCCACCUCUUCUACAUCGACCCCGCCAUCCCCGAGGAAAACCCGUCCCUGAGCUCGCGCACCGAGCUGCUGGCGGCCGACAGCCUGUCCAAGCACUCGCAGGACACGCAGCCCCUGGAGGCGGCCCUGGGCAGCGGGGGCGCCACCCCCGAGCGGCCCCCCAGCCUGGCGGCCAACGAGGAGGAGGAAGAGGCGGCGGGUGAGGGGGGCGGUGGGCCGGUCCCCUGCGCAGAGCUGGCCCUGCACAACGGGCGCCUGGGGGACUCGCCCAGCCCGCAGGUGCUGGAGUUCGCCGAGUUCAUCGACAGCCUCUUCAACCUGGACAGCAAGAGCAGCUCCUUCCAGGACCUGUACUGCAUGGUGGUGCCCGAGAGCCCCACCAGCGACUACGCCGAGGGCCCCAAGUCCCCCAGCCAGCGGGAGAUCCUGCUCCGCGCCCAGUUUGAGCCCAACCUGGUGCCCAAGCCCCCGCGGCUGUUCGCCGGCUCGGCCGACCCGUCCUCAGGCAUCUCGCUCUCGCCCUCUUUCCCGCUCAGCUCCUCGGGGGAGCUCAUGGACCUGUCGCCCCCCGGCCUCGGCAGCCAGGAGUGCCUGGCGGCCGACAAGAUCCGGACUUCCACCCCUGCCGGCCGCGGGGCCAGCCCCGCCAAGCAGGACGACCUGGUCAUCUCGGCCCGCUAGCGCUCCAGGGGCGCGGCCCGCCGAGGCCCAGGCCGGAACAGGAGGCCCCCAGGGGCCGGCCUAGCCCCAGGCCCGGGGCCUGGCUGCUGAGCUGGGGGUCCGCUUCCCUACCUCAGCUUAGGACCCCCAGAGCCAAGGUUGGGGAGGUGGGGGAGGAUCUAGGGCCUCCAGAUGGGCAGCGGUGGGAGCAGAGAGGAGGCUGCCGGGCAGACAGGGCAGCCCUCAGCCCUCUCAGCUGGAGCCCCCCCCAACGGGGGCAGCCUGGCACCCCCUAUUCUGGGACAGGCAGUGGGCAAGCUGACUCCCCGUCACUGCCCUCUGGCUGCUCUCCCAGGGCCAGAGGGAGAGGAGAGCAGCUCCUUCCCACGUGUCCUCAUCCGUGGUCCAAACUGCAUCAGCCCUGGCCACCCCCCCAGAUUUGGUGCCUGCUGGCCAGCCCCCUGGGGUGACCGCCCACCACGGUGGCCCACAGUGCUGUAUGUGUUUACAGAAGCUGCUGGGCUUGGCUCAGGAUUCGCCCUGGGCUUGCAAGCCCCCCACCCCGAUUCCCCCAAAAUCAUGUGUUCAGCAACUCCCCCAUCCCCUCUCCCCCCAGCAGGGCAGGAACCAGUCCCCACAGGGCCCAAGGGCAACCUGGAGCCUGGGGGGAUCUGGAGGAGGGGGUUCGGGGCCUCUCCUUCUCUGCCUCGAUGGGUCCUGGGCACCCAGGCAUGCCCAGCCUGCCUGCUGCUUCCCGGCUUACCUUCUGCUCCCAGGGAUUCUGGCACUUGCCAGGUGGAGAGCGCUGGAGGCACCCAGAGGACCCCUCCCCCAACCUUCGAUGUCACUCGCCCACGCCUAGGCAGCCCCAGGCGCUAGGAUCUGCAACCAAACAAGCCUCUGCCCCUGUCACCUCCACCUCCUGGCUGGCCUGGGCCCCAGCUUCCUUCCCUCCCACCCCCAGUACUGUUGUAGGAAGUUGGGCAUUGUGGGGCCUGGCCGGAGACCCUCUGCCCACUGCCCAGGCGAGGGGCCAGGAGGGCCAGGGGCUCGGAGGCUGGCCCUGUGCAGCCAGAAGCCUCCACAGCCCUCUCUCGAGGGGUUCCUUCCCUGCUUGGUUUGGAAAACAGUGGGAGGUAGACAUCUGGUCUCUCCCCAGAAGCAGGGAUGGGGACGGCGUGCAUGCGAGUGUCGGGCGUGUGUGUGCAUGUGCAUGAGUGUGCACCAUUCCUGAGGAAGGGGCUGCUGGGGGCCUACCCCGCCCAUCCACCUGCCUGCUGCCCCUCCCGGCCUGCCAAGGAAAGUCAGUGAGAGAACAUGACGGAAGCCAUGAGGCAGGGGCCAUGGGGAGGGGGACAAGCUCACUGUCACUCGUUCACCUUUCUUGCCUGCUGCUCUGACCUCUGAUUUGGAAAGCUGCCAUGUGCCAAGGUGUUGACCGCCUGCUUGUGCCUUCAUCCCCUCGAAGGCAUGGACCCCUCCUCUGCGCCCACCCACAGCCUCCCUGGUCCACUAGGCUCCCCAGACCAAGACCCACCCCCCCCCACCUCAUGAUCAUGGCAUCCGCGGGCCGGAACCCCAACCCUACCCCCUUUCCCCAACAUGCACGCAGCUGGGCUGCCCUCAGCACUCCUGCCCACCUGGGGAUAGAGACCUGGGUGCUGGGCCUCCCCUUGCUCUCCGUGCCCCCACCCCUCUCCAGUCUCCAGGGACACCUGCCCCCGGGGAGGGCCCCACUGAUGGCAUAGCCUCAGCCCAGCCCAGAAACAAGACAAAAUCAGUGGCUUUUAGAGUUUAGGAGAAAAGAGAAAAUCUUCAAUUAGAGUAUAAAGUCCCGACAAGCACCCUGGCCAAUAGCAGGGAGGGACCUGGUGUCCGGUCUUUUCAUUUCUCCUCUGCCAGGGUGGUUCCUGGGGCCUCUAGAGUGGGCGUGUAGCCCACCCACGCCCAGGACUGAGCCCUCAGGGACACAACCCCUUGCCCCCAAGGCUGCAGCCGCCCUGUGUUAGGGGCUGGGGACUGGGGCAGGCUCGGACUCAGCCCUGGAUGCCCCAGGGGCAGCAUCCCCCCCCCCACGUCCUCACCUGCCCCUCCCCAGCCCCCGAAGGAUGGGCCUGCUGCACGAUGCACCCUCUUCCCCACACCACACUGGGGGGUCUGAGCCACCCCCCUCAGCCCGGCUGUGCUCAGCCCGAGCCCAGCUGGCCUGUGCCCCCAGGGCCCGGACGACCUCCAUAUGCAAUGGGUAGCGGGGCGGCCGGGCCCCACCGGCCCCCAUGCACUCGUGACGUGCCAUUCUCCCGUGACUCUUUUUGUACUUUAAUGUAUGAAAGAUCCAAACUAAUAUUGCUGUAAAAAGGAGAGACAAAUUAAUAUAGCUUAUUCUAUAAAUACAUCUGUAUAUAAUGGUUUCUGUAUAUUGUAUA